Messenger RNA from Diceros bicornis minor, 771 nucleotides. RefSeq names its product trypsin-like. Lineage: Eukaryota; Metazoa; Chordata; Mammalia; Perissodactyla; Rhinocerotidae. The transcript has 5 exons. Bases 1 to 771 code for a protein of 256 amino acids. Gene Ontology annotation, biological process: proteolysis. Gene Ontology annotation, molecular function: serine-type endopeptidase activity. The record is from RefSeq and is a predicted model, not a curated record.
AUGAAGAUCAUCAUCUUUCUCAUGUUCCUAGAAAUUGCUGGGGCUUUACCCAAGAAUGGUGACAAUGAUGAUGACAAGAUUGUUGGGGGCUAUACCUGUGACAUCAAUGCCCUUCCCUACCAGGUGUCCCUGUAUGCUGGAUCCCACCUGUGUGGAGGUGCCCUCAUCAGCAGGCAGUGGGUGUUGUCAGCUGCUCACUGCUACAGACCGCGCUUCCAUCUGAGGCUGGGUGAACAUAACCUCGCAGUCACUGAAGGGACUGAACAGUUCGUCAGUGCAGUCAAAAUUAUCAAACACCCCAAGUACAAGAGCAUAACCACAGGGCAUGACAUCAUGCUGAUCAAGCUGGCAAAGCCUGUCAUCCUGGACGAGAGUGUGAACACCAUCUCCCUGCCCAGCUCCUGCCCCGAGAGUGGCACUCAGUGCCUGAUCUCUGGCUGGGGCAGCACACAGCCAUCUGCCAACAAUGAAGAAAGGGUUAGGUCCAAAUUCCCUAACUCCCUGCAAUGCCUGAGGGCUCCCGUGCUCUCUAACAGCACCUGCCACAAAGCAUAUCCAGGCCUGAUCAACAACAGCAUGAUGUGCGUGGGCUUUCUUGAGGACGGGAAGGAUGCCUGCAAGGGGAACUCAGGUGGUCCUGUGGCCUGUAAUGGGACCCUUCAAGGCAUUGUUUCCUGGGGUGCAGGCUGUGCCCUCAAAGGCAAACCUGGAGUCUACACCAAAGUCUGCAACUACAUAAAGUGGAUUCAGGACACCAUGGCAGCCAACUAA